AUGGCGCACUGGGCUGUCGGAGACCUGACUUCAUACGCGGGCACCCAGGCCAAGAUCCGUUUCCUCGGCGCGGUUCGUUUCGCAGAAGGGACAUGGGCCGGACUACAACUCGGCGAAAAGAAAGGCCGAAACAACGGGACUGUGAUGGGUACGCGCUACUUCAGUUGUCCUCCCGGCCACGGGCUUUUCGUGCUGGCUGAGAAAUUGACGCCACCGAUCCCCUCGAAGAUUACAAGGAAGGCUGCACCGAUCCUCUCCAGCAACCAAAAGGAACUCACGGCACGCGCACCCCCUCCUCCCAAUAACACCAACCCGGCGGUCGCCGACGCCGAUCGACCUGUGUGCACCGGCCAGCUCGUCCAGCAGGAAAGGGCAAAACCAAUCUACGCCCCGGCCGUCAAGGAUCCAAGAUUUCCGCUAGAUCUCGGAAAACGUCUUUUGGAUGGAGCACAACUGAAAACUCGUCAAGCGAUGCAAAUGCUGGGCCGCCACUUCCUCGAUUCGGACGAUCUCAGCGCACUCAACAUCACCUUUGUCGACAUCGUUGACGCGAUUAUGGAAGGGCUCACAGACAACGACCACGAGAUGGUUGACACCGACAGCAAGAUGGGCGACGCCGCUUGCGCGGCCUUCUCCCGCAUCGUGUGCAACCUGUACGAGGAGGAAAGCUUCGUCAACGCCGUCCUCGACCAGAAGUACGAUCUGGCGUGCAAGAUUGUCAACGUGCUCCGCGAGGUCACCACCAAGUUCUCGGCCACCACGGAGCUGCUCAUUGCCGUCCGGUUGUUGAUGGGAUGCAGCAGCGAUUUUGCGCUGAAGCUUCACCAUGUCGGCGCCACGAGCACGAUCGCCAAUUUGCUGUCCGCGUUGUCGUCGAAAAGGGCCAUCAACAGCUUCAUCGACCUGCGGGAGCUGAUCUACAUGUGUGGAGAAUUGGCGCCAGCGCUUCCGGAUACCAGCAUCUUCGACAUCGACAAGCACAUCGUCAAUCAGACUGGCACUCAUCGCCGUCAGCAUCAACCUGCUUGGCCGAGCACGUCCAGUGAGGAGCGUCCUUUCGACCAGAUUUGCGCUCUGCUCACAGCUCCUCUCGUUUCUGUCGCUGCUAGCGUCACCGACCCGGUCGUCCACUUUGGUGUCAUCCGCGUGCUCGUCCGUCUCCUCCUCCCCUGUCACCACGUCGACUUGUUCGAGCUGUUGGAGGAUUCGGAGUAUGCCAACCCGGUGAUGCUCGUUUCGCUGAUCAAAGACGCGCUGGCGUACACCCCGCAGCGUGCCCACCUCGCUGUUGCCACGGUUCAGCUCAUCAGAACCAUGCUGGAGAAAGACUCGUCCAAGAACUCGUCAUGUAACUUCCGCGACCACGGCAUCUGGGAGUCUGUCGAGCGCCUGGUGGAGACGUUGGGAGGUCGAGACGAGAAGCACAAGGCCAUCAACGCCUGGCUGGUUGAGCAUUGCCGGGAGGUGCUGCAAGAGAAGCACGUGCAAGUGAUCCAGAGCGAAGUGCCGAACUCCGACGAGCCGAAGUUGGUGAUCGGAUUGACGACGAUGGAUGUGUGCAUAUUGGGCGAGCGGGAGACGAUCCCCGAGAUGCAAGUCGUGGCAAUGGUCGAAUCGCUGACCGGCGUGAAGGCAGUGGCCCAGACCAUCGAGCAGCUCACGACAAUCCGAUAUGGCUUGGUUUGGGCAGUGAGAAUGCAGCUUUCUGGGAAGCCCGAUCUCGUCAACUUCAAGUCAGGUCUUCAAGCCGACGUCAGCUUUCUCGUGCUUGACAUCUUCGUGAACGGCGCUGAGAUGAGCACGUCGCUGGCCCACACCGCGGCGGGCCGGGAUCCGCGUCUGCACUGCAAGUUGUGCGGCUUCAAGACGACCGAGGAGAAGCUGAGGGGCGAAACCGAUUCUCUGCUUUGCGGCGGCUGUCGCCACCAUCUUGAGCGCCGCAGCCCCGACGAUGAGUGCAACGACACGUACACUUGCCGCAUCUACAGGAGCUGCACCUGGGAGGGCGAUGAAGUCGCCAUCGAUCGAUCGUGCCGCAAAUGUCUAUGGGAUCGCGCGGUUCAGAUGAACCUGGUCAAUCCUCUCAAGCCGCCGCGGCCGCCGCAGAAGACGACGGAAAAGAAGGAGCCGCGACAGCUCAAGAUGAAGAGGACGUUGAAGGCGACUGAGGAGCAGCAGGACGGGGACGGCGAACGCAAGGAGAUGGAAGGCAAAAAGAAAGUGCGAAAACCGAAGGCCGCGCAGAAGCCGAAAAUCGAGAAGAAGACCAAGAAAAUU
This is a messenger RNA of Mesorhabditis spiculigera, 2277 nucleotides long. Lineage: Eukaryota; Metazoa; Nematoda; Chromadorea; Rhabditida; Rhabditidae. The record is from the annotation of a GenBank genome assembly.